AUGAGGAAUCCAUACACAAUUCAUACUAAACAUAAUGAGCAGUUCGUUUAUAAAGAAAAUAUAUCUGAACGCUUACUCUCUGUUUUUCUCAUUAUAUAUUUAUUAGUAGUGUUGUAUGUACUAAAAGAUUUACCAUAUAAAAAAAUAAUACUUUUCUAUAUUUUGUCAUGUUUGUUUCUUUUUAAAGUAACUUUUAUAUGUUUGCCUAAAUUUAUACGCUUCUUAAAUGAAAAAGGGUUAUACGGCGUGGAUUUAAAUAAAAUAAGCAAAGAUAAAGUAGCAGAACCAAUUGGCUUAUUUCCAUCGAUUUUGUAUUUUAUCUUUGUCUUAAUUUAUCAGUUGAUAUAUUAUAAUGAUCAUAAAAUUCUUUUGGAGUAUAAUGCUGGGUUAUUGUCAAUUAUUUUCAUGACCUUUUUGGGGUUCAUAGAUGAUGUUCUUGAAUUGAAAUGGAGAUAUAAAGUUAUUUUACCGUUUUUCGCUAGUUUACCCUUGUUAUUGUCGUAUUCAGGAGAGACCAAUAUUCGAAUUCCUAGUUUUUUAAACUUUAUAUUUAAAGAAAGAAUUAUAAAUAUUGGCUUUUUUUAUUAUUUGUACAUUAUAUUAUUAUCGGUGUUUUGUACCAACGCAAUAAACAUAUAUGCUGGCAUUAAUGGAUUAGAGAUUGGUCAGAGUUUAAUUAUAUCCUUUUUUAUUUCCAUACACAAUUUAACUGAAAUAAUAUUGAAUGUAGGAAACCCCCAAAUAGAAGGCGGAUUAAUUUUAAAGCAGCAUUUUUUGUCGAUAAUAUUUACCUUACCCUUUAUAUCAAUAAAUUUAGCUACAUUUGCUUUUAAUUUUUAUCCUUCAAAGGGAUUUGUUGGAAAUACACUAACCUAUUUUUGUGGAAUUUUUUUAGCUGUUGUUUCAAUAUUUGGUCAUUACUCAAAAACAUUGAUAUUAUUUUUAAUUCCACAAUUUUUGAACUUUUUUCUUUCCCUACCACAGUUAUAUAAUAUAGUCCCAUGUCCAAGACAUCGAUUACCAGUUAUAAAUACAAAAACGAAUAAAUUAAAUUAUUCACACAAUUAUACAUUAAUAAAUAUGAUUUUAUAUUUAUUUGGCCCUCUAUCUGAGUAUCAUUUGGUUAUUUUUCUCUUAUCUUUUCAAUUUAUAACGUGCUCUGUUGGAUUAUUUUUAAGGUAUUUUAUUGAUACUACAUAG
Messenger RNA from Plasmodium malariae, 1200 nucleotides. It is a transcript of the gene ALG7, whose product is annotated as UDP-N-acetylglucosamine--dolichyl-phosphate N-acetylglucosaminephosphotransferase, putative. Lineage: Eukaryota; Apicomplexa; Aconoidasida; Haemosporida; Plasmodiidae. Gene Ontology annotation, biological process: dolichol-linked oligosaccharide biosynthetic process; protein N-linked glycosylation. The record is from RefSeq and is a predicted model, not a curated record. Gene Ontology annotation, molecular function: UDP-N-acetylglucosamine-dolichyl-phosphate N-acetylglucosaminephosphotransferase activity. The transcript has 7 exons. Gene Ontology annotation, cellular component: membrane. The coding region runs from base 1 to 1200 and encodes 399 amino acids.